UGUCACUCAGUUUUUAUUGUGAAUAACCUCAAAUUUAAGAUAAGAGUCCUUAAAACAUAUUCGAAUCAAAAUUCUUUCAGUGAUAAGUCGUUCACUUUGGGCACCUGUUUGACCAAAACUGUUAAAUGUGAAGGUUGUUUAGGCUUAUAAUUUAACGACCUCCCGAAGUCGUUUCGGAACUCAUAUUAUGUUUGAACUUACUAAUUAGCGGUCCUGAAGUUUACACCUACAUUAAUACGACAUAAAUGCAGAAGCCCUUUGCUGUAACACAUAGUGAUCUUCAGGAUAUUCUGCAAGAAUUUAUUGAUGAGCUAGUUGACUCAUGUUUGAUGGAUGGAAUUUUAACAAUGCAUCGUGCAAUAAAAUUAGGAUAUUUCCAUAUUAUCGCUCCUGAACAAAAUACAAACUUGUCGGAUAAUCCUGGCAAUGGUUCUUCGAAUUCAGGCUCUGGCAGAGACCCUAGCAAAACUGCUAGUUGCUGUCGAUGUGGGAAGUGUAAUUGUAAGGUUGCUGCUACACGUUAUGCUGUCCAUUUAUCUAAUUGUAUGGGAUUAGGAAGAAACAGUUCAAGAAGAGCCAACAAGCGCAUAGCAGAACAACAACGUUUAGAAGAUGAUGAUACCGAGACUGAGGAGAAUUUUUUGGAGUCAUCUUCGGGAGACAUGAUCUCGUACAAGAACUCAGCAACCUCAUCUGACCAACUGGAAUGCAAAUAUUCUAACGGAACAGUUAAUCAUCAUCGAUCACCCUUAAAACUGACAAUCUCUUUGGUACCGGGUUCUGGGAAGCUAGAUCACUCUUCCAAACAUUCAAAUAGACAACUUGACCCAACGGCUGGUAAUGAAUACAGCUGUCUGGAUGGAAAUAAUUCAUUAAAAACUGCCCAGAGCUCACAUCUUAAAUCAAGCCUACCGACUGUAGUGAGUGAAUCCAGCACUUGAUAGGAAGUUGGAACGACUCUCUGUCUGUUAAAUGAAAUUUAUGUGAAGCAUCAAGAUCAUUACCUUUUGACUAGAUUUUACAAUAUGAAGUUUGUAAAUAAAAAGUAUUCUGUGAUUCU
Molecule: messenger RNA, 1060 nt
Organism: Schistosoma intercalatum
Lineage: Eukaryota; Metazoa; Platyhelminthes; Trematoda; Strigeidida; Schistosomatidae
Source: the annotation of a GenBank genome assembly